AUGAAGCUGAACAGGCAAGUGACUUGUCUUGUUAUCUUAUUGUGGAUUUGUGAGGAGGGCUCAGCAACGGGGAGGUUUUCUGUGGCGGAGGAAAUGGAGAUCGGUUCCUUUGUGGCUAAUGUGGCAAAGACCUUGGGGUUGGAGGUAGGGAAGCUGUCUGGCCGUGGGGCCCGAGUCCUCUCUGAGGACAAUCGGCAAUAUUUACAGCUUAACCUAGAGACGGGGGAUCUGUUCCUGAGAGAGAAACUGGACCGAGAGGAGCUGUGUGGUCCCACCGAGCCCUGUCUGCUGCCUUUUCAGAUCUUACUGGAAAAACCCUUUCAGAUUAUUCCUGUUGAGCUCUGGGUCCAAGAUAUAAAUGACCAUUCACCGGCUUUCUUAGAAAAAGAAAUGCUACUGAAAAUCCCUGAGAAUACCCCACCAGGAACUCUGUUUUCUUUAAAAAACGCUGCAGAUUUGGAUGUAGGGGAGAACAAUAUUCAGAACUACACGAUUUCCCCCAGUUCCCAUUUCCAAGUUCACACUAGCUCCAGCGGUGAAGGUAAUAUGUACCCAGAACUGGUGCUUGACAAAGCUUUGGAUCGUGAGGAGUAUCCAGAGAUCAGAUUAACCCUAACGGCUUUAGACGGUGGGUCCCCACCUAGGUCUGGCACCGCCGAAGUGAGGGUUCUAGUUUUGGACAUUAAUGACAAUGCCCCUGUGUUUAUCCAGUCCCGGUAUGAAGCCCAAGUGCCUGAGAACAGCCCCAUCGGCUCUCUGGUUGUCACAGUCUCUGCUAGAGACUUGGACAUAGGAAGCAACGGACAAAUAUCAUAUUCACUUUUUCAUCGUUCUGAAGAAAUUAGCCAAACUUUUGAAGUAACUCAGAACUCAGGAGAAGUACGGAUGAGAAAAAAAUUGGAUUUCGAGACAAUUCAAUCAUAUGAAGUGGAUAUUGAAGCCACAGAUGGUGGAGGUCUUUCUGGAAAAUGCACUGUUGUGGUCCAAGUGACAGAUGUGAACGACAAUCCCCCAGACCUCAUCAUAUCUUCACUGACGAGUUCUAUCUCUGAAAACUUGCCUGAGGCGAUGGUAGCCGUGUUCAAAACUCGAGAUCGGGACUCAGGGGAUAAUGGAAGGAUGGUUUGCUUUAUCCAAGAUGACCUCCCCUUCAUUCUGAAACCAUCUAUAGAUAACUUCUACACUUUGUUAACUGAGAGAGCACUGGACAGAGAGAGUAGGGCUGUAUACAACAUCACCAUUACCGUCAUGGAUUUAGGGACACCAAGACUGAAAACUGAACACAACAUCACACUCCUGGUCUCGGAUAUCAAUGACAAUCCCCCAGUAUUUACUCAGACUGUGUAUAUGCUCUACCUCCAGGAGAACAACAGCCCUGCCCAGCACAUUGGCAGCAUUAGUGCCAGUGACAGAGAUGCAGGGACCAAUGCCAAAGUCACCUAUUCCCUACAACCUCCAGAACCUGGAGACCUGCCUCUCUUCUCCUACAUUUCCAUCAACUCAGACAAUGGCCAUCUCUACAUCUUGAGAUCCCUGGAUUAUGAAGUCAUUCAAACUUUCCAGUUCACUGUGAGGGCAACUGAUGGUGGCUCCCCAGCCCUGAGCACUCAGACUGUGGUUAGGGUCAUGGUCUUGGAUGAGAAUGAUAACUCUCCCUUUGUGCUGUACCCUCUGCAAAAUGGUACAGCUUCCUGCAAUGACCUGGUACCCAGGGCAGCAGAGCCAGGAUACCUGGUGACAAAGGUAGUGGCUGUGGAUGUGGACUCAGGGCAGAAUUCCUGGCUUUCCUACCAGCUGCUCAAGGCCACAGACCCAGGACUCUUCACUGUGUGGGACCACAAUGGGGAAGUGUGUACAGCAAGGCCUAUCAGUGACAAAGAUAACAUCAAGCAGAGGCUCCUGGUAUUGGUGAAGGACAAUGGGGAGCCACCUCUAUCCACAGAAGUUACACUGAAUGUGCUUCUUGUGGAUGGCUUCUCUGAGCCAUAUUUGAAACUCUCUGAUGUACCUAGCAUUCAGGAUGACUCCCUUACAAUCCAUUUAGUAAUUUCUCUAGCCUCCAUCUCCUUUCUCUUCCUUUUCUCUGUUACACUGUUCAUUGCAAUGCACCUAUGGAGGAAAAAAAGGGGUGCUGGAGAUAAUGACCAUUUUGGUUCAAAUGGACCAUACCCUAACCACUUAAUGGACAUCAGUCACUCUGGUACCCUGUCCCAGAGUUAUCAAUAUGAAAUAUGUCUGACCAGUGGAUCUGGGACCAAUGAAUUCAAAUUCCUGAAGCCAAUAAUUCCUAGUGUACCUCCUCAAGCCUCUGGCAGAGAAUCAGAAGAAUAUCCAGUAUUUCCAAAUAGCUCUAACCUUGGUUAAAUAGGGAUUGUCAACUAAGACUUAAGAGAAUAGAUCUUAUUGUAAAUGAGUUUCCUAUUGUCCUUCAUUACUUAAUUUUGAUCUUGA
This is a messenger RNA of Trichosurus vulpecula (common brushtail), 2451 nucleotides long. Its product is annotated as protocadherin beta-15-like. Gene Ontology annotation, cellular component: plasma membrane. Gene Ontology annotation, molecular function: calcium ion binding. The record is from RefSeq and is a predicted model, not a curated record. The coding region runs from base 1 to 2364 and encodes 787 amino acids. NCBI's taxonomy places the organism in Eukaryota, Metazoa, Chordata, Mammalia, Diprotodontia, Phalangeridae. The transcript has a single exon. Gene Ontology annotation, biological process: homophilic cell-cell adhesion.